Messenger RNA from Moneuplotes crassus, 628 nucleotides. Lineage: Eukaryota; Ciliophora; Spirotrichea; Euplotida; Euplotidae. The record is from the annotation of a GenBank genome assembly.
GAUUAAUAGCAGCCAUGACUGAAGAGUAUUGGAGGAGCUACAUGAAGAAGAAGGAAAUCACUGAUAAGAAUAUCUUUGUAACUGGGGUCAGAGAUGUCCUCAGGCAGGAAGCUAUAAAGAACAAGCAUCCUGAUGAGCUCCAUGGUAUUUGUAAGACCGAUAAUAAUUAUUGGAGGCACUAUCGAGCGUCUACGAAACUUACUAUUGAUGAGCUAGCCAUGAUGAUCUGUAAGGACACAGGCUGAGACCUUGCCUACUGACAGAUGCAAAUGCAUAAGCCCAAACUGGGUAGGAAACAAGCCUUUAGGGACUGAUCUAAUGAAUUCUCUGAUUUUAGGAAUUGAUUCUUAAGAGAAAAGAGGCUUUUUAAGAGUUUGGUUAGCAAAGAAGACCAAGAAGAUCCCAAUGCCAUUCCUAAUUAUCUUGAGAAAGUCUUCCUACAGAAGGAGAAGGAUAAGGUUAAGAGGAAAAUGAUGGGAGAUGAUAUUGAUAUUCAGGAUAAAGUUGAAAACUUCGAGGACUCCUCAAAUGUCCAGUUCGUUGAUACUUCCAAGUUUGACAAGAAGAUGGAGGAGAAGUAUAUGUAAACUGUGGAUUUGGAAAUUUAUAGCAGAGUUUCAACUUUUAA